This is a messenger RNA of Lathyrus sativus (Indian pea), 1302 nucleotides long. Lineage: Eukaryota; Viridiplantae; Streptophyta; Magnoliopsida; Fabales; Fabaceae. The record is from the annotation of a GenBank genome assembly.
AUGACUAAUCGGGUCGAGUCUGCUCAUUGGAAGUUAAAGCAAAUGUUGGAGAACAGUAUUGGUGACAUGGUCAAAUGUUGGGAGGCUAUGAAUGACAACUUAAAGUUACAAUUGGGUAAUAUUAGAGCUUCUUUUCAAAAGAGUUUUUAUGAAGUUGAGCACGCCCACGUAAGUCCAUUUUACAAUAAUUUACGUGGUUCAGUGUCUCGAGAUGCAUUGAGACGCAUUGCUGAAGAGUUAAAACGAGUUGAUUAUGUUGGAACUAACAAGGAAAAGUGUCGUUGUACUCUUAGAACAACCUACAGAUUACCUUGUGCUUGUGAGUUGACACGAUAUAGAAUUGAUGGUAUACCGAUACCAAUAGAGGUUGUACAUGUUCAUUGGAGAAAACUAAGUAUGGAAGUUAAUUUGGACGAAGACGUAGACGAUGGAUCAGAGGUGGAUAUGAGUAGUGCAAUAGAUGAGUUAUGGAAAAGGUUUAAGUCACUGGAUGUUGUUGGAAAAAGGGCAUUAAAAAGUAGGGUUUUUGAACUUGCCUUCCCAACAAUGACUUCUAUGUGUCCACCACCUGAGAAAAUAAAAACUAAAGGGGGAGUCAAGAGAAAAGACAAAAAACCAGUAGGAUAUGAUGUUUAUAGAGACCCUUCGUAUCACGAAUAUGUUGAUCAAGCAUCUCAAUCUCAACCAUCACAAACUUCGAAGAAGACUAAAUUAUCACAGUCUUCACAAAAGAAAUCUCAACCAUCACAAGCUUCAAAGAAGAUCAAAUUAUCACAAUCUUCACAGUCAUCUAAGCAGUUCAUCCUUCAGUUUCCUAAUCGCAUUCGAUCCUAUAUUGAUGAUGUAGUUAAUGUUGUAUCAGAUGGUAAUUGUGGUUUUAGAGUCAUUGCUUCAUUGCAUGGAAUUGGUGAAGAUGUUUGGGCAAUGGUUCGUCGAGACUUGGGUUUGGAAAUAAUACAUAAUGAAAGAUCAAGUUUGUAUGCCAAUUUAUUCACUGAUCAGUUAGCAGUGGUGAGAGAAUCUUUGAUGAUAGAGGAAGUCGUUCCUCAACCACCACAUAAAUGGUUAACUCUACCAGAUAUGGGUUACGUGAUAACGAAUCCAAUUUACUGCAUUGGUUUUGUAAACAGAAAUCAUUGGGUUCAGGUAAACAUGAAAGAAGGGUUUCCAUUGCCACCAGCGACAGUAGAUUGGAAGAAGUUUCGUUCUCCAGUAGCAACAUCUUGGAUGCUAGGAUUUGCAGGACGUCUACAACAUUGGCAACAACUUACGCCUAUAUUACCAACGCAUUAUACAUUAUAA